Messenger RNA from Agrilus planipennis (emerald ash borer), 1558 nucleotides. Its product is annotated as sodium-independent sulfate anion transporter-like. The record is from RefSeq and is a predicted model, not a curated record. Gene Ontology annotation, cellular component: membrane. Gene Ontology annotation, molecular function: sulfate transmembrane transporter activity. The coding region runs from base 239 to 1558 and encodes 439 amino acids. The transcript has 6 exons. Gene Ontology annotation, biological process: transmembrane transport. NCBI's taxonomy places the organism in Eukaryota, Metazoa, Arthropoda, Insecta, Coleoptera, Buprestidae.
UAUAAUUAACUGCUUUCCUUGUUAAUUUUAUUGCGGAAGUGAGUCAAUUUUAGACUAAACGUUUUUUUUUUAAAUAUUGUGCUCCACCUUAUCUCCAAAUUUUUUACCUUUCGUCAUUAAUACGAUUAAUCAAUAUUGCAACUAAAUCAAUGUUAUAUUUCUUUUACAGUAUGGGCUUUAUAGUUCCUUCCUAGGCUGUUUUAUUUACAUAGUAUUGGGUACAUGUAAAGACGUUCCAAUGGGACCCACCGCUAUAGCUUCCAUACUUACCUUUCAAAUUGUACAGGGGAGAAGUCCAGAGUAUGCAAUACUCCUCAGCUUUUUGUCAGGAAUAAUCGAACUACUUAUGGGUUUCUUCGGUUUAGGAUUUUUAGUGGACUUUGUGUCCGGACCAGUUUCGUCAGGAUUUACAUCAGCGGCAGCGUUAAUUAUUUUGACGUCACAAGUAAAGGACCUAUUAGGAAUUAAGGCUAGUGGAUCCACAUUCGUCCAAACUUGGACAAGUAUUAUUUCCAAUAUUCAUGGUUUAUCUGGAUGGGACACCUUUUUGGGUGCCGCAUCCAUUAUUGUUCUACUGUUAAUGAGACUAAUGACGAAAAUUAAGUUUGGACCGGAAGAAACAUCCGAUUCCGCUCCGAACAAAUUCCAAAAAUUUGCCAACGCCACCAUAUGGAUAAUUUCAACUUCUAGGAAUGCAAUCCUUGUAGUGGUCUGUGGUUUUAUAGGGUACUUCCUGUUCACAAGUUACGAAGAUGUCCCUGUCAAACUUAUAGGAGAUAUUCCUUCUGGUCUACCCGAAAUAAAAGUUCCUGCAUUUAGUAUGAAUUCCGGGAAUACUACAACUUCUUUUCUUGACAUGUUAGCAACAUUAGGAUCUGGGGUAAUUUUGGUUCCUUUGUUGGCACUGUUAGAAGAUAUUGCAAUCUGUAAAGCGUUUGCAAAUGGUAAAUCAAUUGAUGCAACCCAGGAACUUCUUUCAAUUGGGGUCUCGAAUGUGGCUACAUCUUUCUUCCAAGGAUUUCCAAUUACUGGUGCCUUGUCCAGGAGUGCUGUUCUAAACAGCAGUGGCGCAAGGACACCCUUCAACGGUUUUUACACUGGCGUCCUGGUUAUAGCGGCACUUCUAUUUUUCACCCCUUAUUUCUUCUACAUACCAAAGGCCAGCUUAGCUGCUAUUAUCAUAGCUGCAGUCAUCUUCAUGGUGGAAGUUAAAGUUGUUAGACCAAUGUGGAGAUGCAAAAAAAGUGAUUUCUUCCUUGCGCUGGCAACGUUCGUAGCUUGUUUAGUGUUGGCUUUGGAGGUUGGAAUUUUGGUAGGCAUUGGCAUGAAUCUGCUCUUCAUUCUGUAUUACGCCGCGAGACCCAAGAUAACUAUCGAAAAACUUGUGAGUUCCAAUGGAAUCGAGUAUUUGAUGUUGACACCUGAUCGAUGCCUGAUCUUUCCGUCGGUGGAUUACGUAAGGAAUUUGGUAACCAAGCAUUCGGUGCGUCAAGAAAUACCCGUCGUCAUAGACUGUUCUCAUAUUUAUGGGGCUGAUUAUACGGCCGCUACUGUCUAA